UGUUUUUGGUCUGUUUACAAACUCCAUGGAAUCUCUCUCAAACGGAAAUAUGUACUGUGGAAGUCUUGAUAACAUUUGAUAAGAAGUUGUUGGCUGUGUUGAGAUUGAUAAGAUGGUGAUAAGAGUGACAAUAAAGACCCAGGUAAAUGCGACCCCUAGGACAAACCCCCAGAGAACUCAUGAUGCUGCUCCUGUGGUGUUGUGCUCUUGGCGUCGCUCUCUGCCUGAGCGGGUCGGCGGCCCAAAGCGGGCCUGAGGCCGAUCUGGUCACCUCUCUGCCGGGCCUGGCACAGAACCCCUCCUUCAGACAUUACUCUGGCUAUGUUCAGGCUGGACAGGGGAAGCAGUUUCAUUACUGGUUUGUGGAGUCUCAGAAUAACCCCUCUACUGACCCUGUGAUGCUCUGGCUGAAUGGAGGCCCUGGCUGCAGUGCCAUGGAGGGCAUGCUCUCUGAGAACGGACCCUUCCACUUGAGGGAUGAUGGCACAGUCUACAUCAACCCUUACAGCUGGAACCAGGUGGCCAAUGUCCUGUACCUGGAGUCCCCCGCUGGCGUGGGUUUCUCCUAUUCCACCUCUGGGAAGUACGCCACCAGUGACCCUCAGGUGGCAGAGGAUAACUAUGAAGCCCUGCAAAACUUCUUCGCCAAAUUCCCCUCCUUCGUCUCCAACGACUUCUAUGUGUUUGCCGAGAGUUAUGGGGGUAUCUAUGGUCCAACCCUGGCCCAAAAGAUUGUCAGCAACCCUGGAAACAUCAACUUCAAGGGAAUGGGGAUCGGCAAUGGAAUGACCAGCUACGCUUUAAAUGAUAAUUCACUGCUUUAUUUCGGAUACUAUCAUGGCCUUUUGGCUGACGAUCUGUGGAAUGAGCUUAACCAGGAGUGCUGCUCAGGAGGCUCCUGCAAUUUCUACAGCAACAGUAACAGCAACUGCCAGAACUCUGUGAAUCAGGCUCUGUACUUGAUUCAGGACAUUGGGCUCAACCUCUACAACCUGUAUGAACAGUGCUAUGGAGGGGCACCCAUGAAUGCUGGACGUUAUGCUGCAGACUUGUCUAACCUGUUCAGAGAUUCUGGGUUCACCUUCAAGCCUCAAGUGAGUGACCAGCCCUGCUCAUGGAAAAGGAGAAGGAGAAGGAGAAGAAAACAAAUCUCUAUUCAUCUUUGCCAAUACUUCCCAUCUCUUAACUUAUCACACGUUCUUCCCCUAUCCCAUUCCACUCUUCUCAAUGACAACUAUGCUUUCAGCCAUACCGUCGGUGCCCUGUACCAGAGGACCUACAAGGACAUGACCUGGUUUUACCAGGUUCUCCUGCAACAAAACCUCAAGCUACUGGUGUACAAUGGAGAUGUCGACAUGGCCUGCAACUUCCUUGGGGGAAAGUGGUUCGUGGAGUCUCUAAAUCAGCAGGUGGUGAGCCAGUACCAGCCGUGGUACUAUGAGGACCAGAUUGCUGGUUAUGUGCAGCAGUAUGAGAAGAUCACCUUCAUGACGGUGAAGGGUUCCGGUCACAUGGUUCCCCAGUACAGGCCCGGCCCCGCUCUUCAGAUGCUGAAGAACUACCUGGCUAACUCCUACUGA
Molecule: messenger RNA, 1580 nt
Organism: Clupea harengus (Atlantic herring)
Lineage: Eukaryota; Metazoa; Chordata; Actinopteri; Clupeiformes; Clupeidae
Product: lysosomal protective protein-like
Exons: 10
Coding region: 147-1580 (477 amino acids)
Biological process (GO): proteolysis
Molecular function (GO): serine-type carboxypeptidase activity
Source: RefSeq, a predicted model, not a curated record